Messenger RNA from Megalopta genalis, 2596 nucleotides. RefSeq names its product hexosaminidase D. Gene Ontology annotation, biological process: carbohydrate metabolic process. The record is from RefSeq and is a predicted model, not a curated record. Gene Ontology annotation, molecular function: hexosaminidase activity. NCBI's taxonomy places the organism in Eukaryota, Metazoa, Arthropoda, Insecta, Hymenoptera, Halictidae.
GCAUUUGAUCUUUACCAAACUCGAUGCGUUUAUUUAACAAAAAAUUCAAAUUUGAAUUAAAGCCCGCGCAUUCAUGUCGAAGUGUACAAUAAACUUGGUAAAACAAACUAUUGGGAAUACUAUCGUAUAAUGUGAGGUAAAAAAUUAUUUGUUACAAUUUUCUAACGGGGAAAAUGUGUACAGUAAUUUGAUAUUGUACACUCUUUAUAUGACGUUGUAGUAAUGGAGGAAAGAUGGACGACUUGACGUUUGGCUUGCACAGGCUGGUUCACUUAGAUCUAAAAGGUGCUCCACCACGAGUGUGUUACUUCGAAAAGCUAUUUCCACUUUUGAGAACAUGGGGUGCUACUGGCAUACUCAUAGAAUGGGAAGACACAUUUCCAUACAAUCGGGAGCUUUCUCUUAUAGGAAGCAAUGGUUUGAGCAAUUUCACCAGUGGGUACACAGCUCAGGAGGCUAGACAUAUCUUACAAAUAGCUGGAGAUUGUGGAUUAGCGAUUGUUCCUUUAGUACAAACAUUUGGCCAUAUGGAGUUUAUCUUGAAACAUAAUGAGUGGAAAUCUUUGAGAGAAGUGGAGCACUUUCCAAGCUCAAUUUGUCCAUCUAACACAAGAACCUUGCCUUUGAUUAAGUCCUUAAUCCGGCAGAUAGUUAGCUUUCAUCCAGAUAUCCAAUAUUUGCAUAUAGGUGCUGACGAAGUCUGGCAUCUAGGUCUUUGCUCAGUGUGCACAAAACGUGCUGCCUCUAGUAAAUAUGGGAAGCCAUCUCUGUACUUAGAACAUAUUUUGGCUGUUGCACAAUAUGUGCAAGAAACAUAUCCCUAUUUAAAGACUAUCAUAUGGGAUGAUAUGUUAAGAUCUAUAGAUUUACAGGUUUUGAAUGACCACUAUAUUGGGAAGUAUGUGGAGCCCAUGAUUUGGCAUUAUAAUCCAAGGGAUAAUUUUGCACUACCUCAUGGACUGUGGGAUAAAUACACUGCAAUCUUUCCACGUAUGUGGGCAGCCACAGCAUUUAAAGGUGCUACUGGUUCUUCACAACAUGUCCCAGUUAUAAGGCAUCACAUAAGUAAUCAUGAAAAGUGGUUGGAAGAAUUAAGUGUACAUGUGAAUAAAGUUCAUGAGUUUCGAGGAACAGCCUUCACUGGCUGGUCGAGGUACGACCACUAUGCGACACUAUGCGAAUUAUUGCCUACAGCGAUACCGUCGUUAGCGCUAUGCCUGAAAGUCUGGCUGCAUGGUUAUUCUGAACAAAUUCACAAUCAAGUGGCUAAAAGCUUAGGAUAUAUAGAUCAUCCUUUGCACAUAACUCCGCAGCCAAGACCUGCUCCAAUACCUAGUAAUUUGCUCUUUCCUGGAUGGCAGGUUGCAGUAGGAGUAGAAUGGUUUUUGAAUUUUCGAGCUAAAUAUCAUAAUAUCGUUGCUAGCGAACAGAUAUCUACAUGGAUGAAUCCAUGGCAAGUGGCUAAUAAUUAUACAAAUCCCAUGCAGUUAGAGAACUUAAUUCCUGCUUUCACAGAAUUAUUAUUGGAAUUAUCCUCCUUAGAGGGCUACUUUAGGUUUCAAAUGGAAAGUAUUUUUUUCUCGACGAUGGUGGACGAGUGGAUAGGUACAAAUAUUCAGCCCAUGAAGGGAAAGCUCGUAGAAUUGAAACAGACUGCAGAAAAUCAAAUUAUGUUGAAUAGUCGUAUUUAGGGUUCUAGCAAGUAUUUCUUGAAGUAUCUGCUUUACAUCUCAAUGACCAACUCUUAUACAGGUAAAAAAAAGAAACACAAAACGAUAGGCUGAUGAACAAAGUACGAAGAAUCUAGUGAAUUGUACAAUUUUAUCUUAUAAGUAGACGUAGAAAGGUAAAAAGAAUAGCCUUAAGAAAAGUAAUGAUCGUGUGUAAUACACGGGAUAUAAUUUUAUAAAAGAAUGGACGAUUAUUUUAAUACUUGGCUUAGGAGUGAACGAAUUCGUGACAAAUGUCUUCAUCAUCGAGCUUUGUCAUUUUGCGAGCUGUUCUGUGAUACUUGGCUAUGAAGGGAUUAUUAUAAUAUAUUAGGUUGAGUCAUUGAUAACUGUCACCUUUUUUCUUCAAAUUUAUUUCAGUCCAAGUAAGAAAGUAGUGGUUACGAGCAAUGUAUCGAAGAAUGUACAUUAUUAUUAACUAUUCGCAUUUAUUUGAUGCUCGAUACGAGUCGUAUGUAGUUUUUUCGGCAUAGAAAAUAUCCAUUUGUAGUUGAAGUUGCUUAUGAUUCGACCCAAUAAUCAAGCUCAAUAACCAUACUUGUUGGUUAUUGUGCUCACUAUACUUGCUUCUAAUUAUCAGUGUUUCUUACAUACAUAGUACGUGCAAGUAUUUUUUUACUCUUUGGAAAAUUUCUUCAAAGUUCUUUUGAAGAUGUUAUUGAUCAGCUGUAAAAAAAGAAGAUUGUGCACAGUAGAUAACAUAUUUCAUGGAGUCUUUUUUAUUCGUUUAUUUAUUAACUAAUCUAAUAGUUGUCUUUAAUCUCUACUUAUUGAUGUAACAUGUUAAACAUCUGUAAAACAUAGGAAAAUCUCACAUAUACAUGACGUAUAGAGAGAAAUAGUAAUAAAUGAUAAAUUAAAAUAUA